Messenger RNA from Aspergillus melleus, 1026 nucleotides. RefSeq names its product putative MFS transporter. The transcript has a single exon. Gene Ontology annotation, cellular component: fungal-type vacuole membrane. The coding region runs from base 1 to 1026 and encodes 341 amino acids. NCBI's taxonomy places the organism in Eukaryota, Fungi, Ascomycota, Eurotiomycetes, Eurotiales, Aspergillaceae. The record is from RefSeq and is a predicted model, not a curated record.
AUGUCGGCUCUUCCGGUCGGAACCAUCCUGGACCGUUUCGGCUCGCGCGUUUGUGGCUUUGCGGGCUGCUUCGCAUUAACCAUGGGUUGUCUCUUUAUGGCUGCCUCCUUUUCAUGGCCGGGAUUCGAUGGCUACAUACUCGGGAAUCUCUUUCUGGCUCUCGGCGGGACCUUCAUUUUCGUCCCCUCAUUCCAGAUCGCCAACGCCUUUCCACGGUAUGCCGGAACCAUCGUCGCUCUGGUCACCGGUGCAUUCGAUGCGUCUGCGGCGAUCUACCUAUUCUACCACCUCAUCUACGAAGUCGAUCGUCAGAAGUUCAGCCCGAAAAGGUUUUUCCUGACCUACCUGGUCGUCCCCGCGAUGAUCUUCGUCUCGCUGCUCACCAUCAUGCCGGCCCAUGAUUACCAGAGCUCCCGUUUGCUGCAGUCCAAGAUCGAGAAGGCAACGGACGCAACGCGGGAUGUACACGAGUCGGACGAAGACAUCGAGAGUGACUCCGAGCUUCGGCGCAUUCGACAGGAGCGCGCAGCCCGCCGACGCGACAAGAUCGACAAAAUCAACGGGGUGCUAGGCGAUGAAGACGAGCGCAGACAGCGUGAGCUGGACGAGGAGGACCGUCACAACGUCAGCACCGUCUGGGGAGUUCUUCACGGGCAGCCGGCCCACAAGCAGAUGGCCACGCCGUGGUUUAUCUUGAUUACGCUGAUGACGGUCCUGCAAAUGCUGCGGAUGAAUUAUUUCAUCGCCACCAUUCGGUCGCAGUAUGAGUACAUGCUGCAUUCGGAGCUGCAGGCCGAUUGGAUCAACCGCUUCUUUGAUAUCGCCCUGCCUGUCGGCGGUGUCAUCUCGACUCCUUUUAUCGGACUGAUUCUCGACCAUUUCAGCGUCCCGGCCACACUUCUCGUCAUCGUCGUAUGCACCACUGCGAUUGGGGUUCUGAAUUCUGUGCCAGCGCUGUGGACUGGCUACGUGACCAUUGCACUGUUUGUGCUUCUCCGACCGCUAUAUUACUCGGCCAUGUCGUAA